Messenger RNA from Scheffersomyces stipitis CBS 6054, 375 nucleotides. RefSeq names its product U2 snRNP complex subunit. The coding region runs from base 1 to 375 and encodes 124 amino acids. The transcript has a single exon. Gene Ontology annotation, molecular function: RNA binding. Lineage: Eukaryota; Fungi; Ascomycota; Pichiomycetes; Serinales; Debaryomycetaceae. The record is from RefSeq and is a predicted model, not a curated record.
AUGGUCGAGGAGAAAAAGAGAACAAAACUGAAUGUUCCAGAAAAACAGCCGGCGAAAAAGGCAAAGUUGGACCUCCAGAACCUAAAGCCAUCUCAGACCCUCUACAUCAAGAACUUGAAUGAUAAGAUCAACCCAAAGAUCAUAAAGCACAACCUCUAUUUGCUCUUCUCGACUUACGGGGACAUAAUUGACAUAAAGAACAACAAGAGAGGUCAAGCUCAUAUCAUAUUCACCAAUGUCGCAGGAGCAAGUUUGGCGCUUAAAUGUCUCCAGGAUGAAGAGUUCUUUGACAAGAAGUUGGUUAUAAAUUAUGCAAUCAAAGAGUCUAAGAUAGUAGAAAGGGCUAGAAAAGAGGAGGAAGAGAUAGAAGGAUAG